GAUCAGAUCGAUCAUACCUUUACAAGUUGGAAAUAUAUGGAAUGUUAAUUAUACAUGAAAACAUAACACUGGAACUUUUAAUAAAGGAUAAAAUGAAAAGCAGGAAAGUCACUUAAUGGAUGAUGGAUUACAUAGUCAUGUUUUUUGUCCUCCUACUAUUUCAUUGCACAGUUGUAUCCGGAACAGUCUCAUUUGUCAUGGUACCGUUUGCAACUAACAGCACUGGCGAAGUGAAUGUCUCCAUCGAAGUUCAAACAAAUAAUUCAGAUCCACAAAUAUCAUUAUCAGUAAAAAAUGGGCAGGCAAAUACACAGUUGUCCCCUAACCAGGCAGUUUAUAACUUUCAUGUUAGACCACGUGAACAUCUUUUACCUGGUAAUGUAACACAAUCAGCUGUGUAUAUCAAUAUUGAAGCUGACGCUAUUCGACAAAAUCUAGUAUCGUUAAGAUUGAUGAUCGACGACUUGGAACCACUAACAGUAUACCCAACUGAAAGUCUUGGAAAAGAAUAUAGAGUUAUUACAUAUUGUCAGAUUCUCGGAAGCUGUUUUCUAGCACUGGCUACUGUUCCUAAUACAAACGGUACUGUUCAUGUCAAUGUAUUUCUACCAAGAAACAAAAGUAUGGAAGUACAGUAUCACAAUGCAUCCUACAGUGAAGGACAACACAUACAAAUCCAGUUAUCUGAUAACGAGGCACUACUGUUGGAAUGUAAAAAAUGUGAUUUCACCGGAACGCUUAUAAAAAGUUCAGAAAAUAUUGCAGUCUUUGCAGGAGGAAUUGACACGAUAAUCAGAAGGGGAGACGUUGAAAGUACAUUCCUUGCACAAAUGACACCCGUAGAAACUUGGGGAAAGGAUUUUAUUUUAGUUGAUUCUAAUAUUGACGAUAUGGGUGACAUGAUCCGUAUAAUUGCUCGAUAUAAUGAAACUGUUGUUAAAAUUGAUGGUCAGAUCACAACGCGGAUAAAUUUGACAGAACAUUAUAUACAACGAGCCCUAAACCGAGGAGAUAUUAUUCACGUGACGUCAAAUAAACCUAUCAUGAUAUGUCAAAUACUUACAACGGGCUCAAAACAAGGUCUGAUGUUGAAUGUACCUCCAACUGAACAAUACUUUGAAAAUAAGUUUAAUACUCACUGUAGAUAUAACGGAUUUGCUAUUAUUAGUGGUGAUGAGGAUGUAACGAUUAAUUCUGAACAAAUAAUUAUAGGUCAUUCUGGAUAUAUUGCAAUUAAAAUUGAUAGCAGUUCCUGUUCAUCCUCCAAUUCAGGCUACAAGCAUGGUACAUUUUUUGGUCAAAAGGACCAUCCCAACAGACCAUAUAUCAAAGAAGUACAAUAUUUCAGUAAGCCGUUUCUACGGGAAGUUUUCGUAAAUAAGACUAUGGUUCCAGGCGACAAAGCGGACAAUGAUAAUGAUGGGCAGAUUGAUGAAGAUGAUUGUGGUUUUUACCUUAGUUCAGUAAAAGCAAAUUUUGAAACUGCCAGAACUGAAUGUGAGAAGCUAAAUAAAUCAAUAGCGAUGAUUGACACCAUGGAAAGACAUUUAAUGGCAAAAGAGUUCCUGAAAGAUAAAGGAGUCUCCAGAAAUUUUGCGUUCAUAGGAUUGAAAAGACAGAUGAAUAACACAAUAUCUAACUUACGACUUUGGGAAAGUGGACAACCAGAAGAUACAAAUCAGGGAUGUGUUGUUUUUAAAUUUGUCAAUGCUAAAUUGCAUGAUGCACCAUGCACCGAGAAUCACUACUUCUUAUGUACCGAUUGGAUCAGAGACGAUAAUGACGACUGUCCGCCAGAAAUUUAUGGAGAAAAAGAUAGUCAUGGACUUAAUUUUGUAUUUCCGGUCUGGCAACAUGAUGGUGACACAAAGUUUCAAGUUGAUGUAUUUGGAGAGGAAACAGAUGUUAAUGGCGAAAUAGUUAAAUAUUCGAAUGGCAUAUUUUAUAAGAACGUAACAUUAGAAGGCGUAUAUGGAUCGGAUACCGUGGAAGAUCAAUCUGUUAUGCAGGUGAUUCGUAUAAAAUCUUAUUCUGAGGUAUCAGCUACGUUGAUCAUGUGGAAAACAGGUGUAAAAGCCAUAUCAACAUUGUUGUAUCCAGUUGAUAUGUGGGGACUUGAGUAUCAUGCUGCCAGUUAUUGUCCUAUGAAUUGCACUUCCUACUGUUUUAUAACUUCAGCAUACAAUAACACAAACGUGAAAAUUGUGUUUAAGUCAAUUAAUUUUAAUGUUACUAUUACAAAGCUAGAUCAUUCGUUUACUGCAACAAAUACAUUAUCUAUUAAUCUAGAAAUUAAAGAAUAUACUUAUGCUAAAAUUGAAUCUGUUAAGGAUUUGACAGGUACCUAUAUAAAGGCAGAUAAUCCUAUUUCUGUCAUAUGUGGAUCAACGUUUGAAAACAGCGAAGUUGCAGAGCAGAUAUUUCCUGUUCAAUAUUACGAAAACGGACUGUUUACAAACGUUUUUCAGUUAUAUACUGAUACGAUAUACAAGUACAUAGUUCGAAUUAUGGGAUCAGAGCACUUUACCCUAUGUGAAGUUCGUUUAAAAGGAACAGAGAACUUUAUUCAUUUAUUUUUCCUAAAAGCUGCAGGUGACUUUUAUGAAUUAAACAAAGAUAGCUACGAAAACGUUGAAUCCAUUUCUUGUAAUCUACCUGUUUUUGUAUGGAGUGUCAUUUUUGAAGGUGAUGACAAGGGUAUGAUGAUUAUCAUUCCAUCCACUGAGCUAACAGCAGACAUGUACAAAUGGAAUGUCAGUAUUAAUGACGAUGCUAUUGGAACUAGUAAUGGAAUGAAAUUUAGUGAACGAGAAGUCUGCACUUUACAUAAUUUGGAGGACCCUGAUUGUGAUGGUCUGACCAAAGAAGAGAUUUGUACAGUUAAAGGUUAUAACUUUAUUCCUGAUAAACAUCUUCUUCAAAAUAACAUUUUCCUACCUGACUAUGAUCUGGAUGGUAAUUAUGAUGAAGACUGUGCUUUUACAUUACCAGAAUGUUAUAGACCAAUAAUUGCCAAUGGUUCAGCUGAAAGCGAUGAGACUUUCGUAACAGCAAAGACCACAGACCUUUCCUGUCAUACUUCUUUUUCGCCUGCUACUACUGUUGAUGAGAUGACAUGUUAUGCAAAUGGAAGUUGGGCUCCUGAGUUUACUUGCCUACGGGACUGUUCUGAUCCAAAAGAUGAUUAUGCUAACUCAAGAACUGUCCAUAAAACCUCAACGGCCGUAGGUUCUACCGUGAUCAUGGGUUGUAUAGACGGAUAUUCCAUGAAAGGAGAAAACAAUAUAACAUGUCUAGAAAGUUCUACAUGGGAGUCAAUUAAGUUUGAAUGUUUAGAAGUUUCAGACUGUGGUGACCCUAGAAAUGACUACAACAACUCAACCAUACUUGUCAAUUCGUCAUGGGCUGUUGAUAGUACAAUUGAAAUGAACUGUCAAGAGGGAUUCGCAUUGGUUGGUGAAAAGACUUUAAAAUGUUAUGAAAAUUCAACAUGGACACAGAAUGCAUUUUCUUGCAAAGAAGGUUGUGAUGAUCCAUCAGCAUUUGUCAAUAACUCGGCUUUGUAUGAUCCAUCAAAAGCAAGAGAACAUGGUUCAUCUCACAUAAUGAUCUGCACGAACGGAUAUUCUGUUAAAGGAAAUGCUUUGAUGACCUGUUUGAAUAAUUCAACUUGGACUCCUCCUGAAUUUUCAUGCGUUGAAGGAUGUAAUGAUCCACGGUUGACUACAAAACACUCAUACAUUGAAGAUUAUGAAGACGGAACGCCUUUUCUUCCUGAUAUGACAAUAAUAAUGAAAUGUAAAAGACACGCAACAAAGAUUGGUAUUGGAAAGAUGACAUGUCUGGGCAAUAAACAAUGGACACGUAAUAUAUCAUGCAUAAAAGAUUGUCCUGAUCCUCGAAAGUUCUUCUCUAUUCCCCAUGCAACGGUGAGAGGUUUCACAGAUGAAUCGUCAACAGCCUAUGGAGUAACUUAUGAGUUUAGAUGUAGACUGUUCUACACCUUAUAUGGAGAUGGGCGUAUUGAGUGUCUGAAAAACUCCUCAUGGUCUUCCGUUAACAUUUCAUGCAAAACUUGUAAGUGUCCUUGUCGAAAACGUGGUAAUCCACGAUAUGACAAUGUAACGAAAGAGACAUACAAACAGAUUGAAGACGAAACGAAAGCGGAACUGCAGGUGGACAAGAAAGCUACAGCAGUGAGUUUUAGAAGAAAAAAAAGCGCAAGUGACGAGAGACCAGCGGCAAAGAAUAUUGGCGUUGUUGGUAUUGUGAUUCUUUCUGUUGUACUGGGAGCACUUGUAAUGGCUGAUCUUUUAUCAUUGAAGGCAUAUAUUCAGAAUUACUUAAGAAGAGCAAGUGAACGAUAGAUGGCUAAUAAUCGUCAAAUAUGGGAAGAUUGGAAGAGAGAAAAAAAAACGAGCAAAGUAUAUACUAAGUUUAGAUAUGGCAUAACAUGAAAGCAAUCAGACUUGAAUACAGUACUUAGAAUAUGAUUUUUGCUUUAAAUUUACUUUUUUUUCUGAAAGAUGUGGGUUGUUGGAUGUUGCUGUGAUCUGUUGUAUUGUCCAGUGUUUUUGGUAUAUCCUGAUAGUUUUUUGUUAUGUAUUAAGACAUUUUAUAUUGUUGCUAUUUAAGUACAAUUUGCUAUAUGUACAUGUUUGGCAGUGAAUUAAUGGUAUCAGAAAAGACCACAGAUGACAAGCAAAAGUAAUGGCUAUAGCUCACCCUUUCGAUCAAGCUAGAUAAAAAUCUAAUUUUACACUACAGUGUAGAUACAAUUUACUCUGGUCCGAGAAAGGCAUGGAAUAUUUGAAUUAUUCCCUGUAUAUUCCUACAACUAUGUUGCAAACUAAUGUGAUCCUAGGAUUCGUAAACUAACAAGAAGGUUGUGCUUCGUUAACAUUAAUUUACUUUUGAAGGAAUUAUGAUCACUUGAAAUAUUUCAAAAUGUCGAGGGGAAAAUUAAUUUACCCCUGUCCGUCCGUUCGCCCGUCCGUUCGUCCGUCCCUUCAUCCGUCUGGAUAUAGAUACAUGGUUUGCCGGCUAUCUCCUACAGAAAAAUCCUCUCUGAUUUUUUCAGAUAUUCUCAAAAUGCUAGGUAUUUGGACUUAGUCAUUUUUUUGUACUAAAAGUCAGAAAGGGGGGACGUUAGAUACUCACAAAAACCGGUAGUUAGACUUCAUUUCCUUCUCACUUGCUAUAUAAUUGAAAACAUUGUUUGUACUACGACAGUUUAAUGUCCCUAAUGCAAUAAAUAAGAUUUUUUAGUAUUGUCAAAUAUUUAAUCAAUACCGAGAAUUUGAACUUGGUUACCACUGUAAAUAAAAAGUUGAACUUGGUGACUACUAAACCUGGAAAGUUGAAACCUUUUUGGCUGGACAUUCAGUCCUGCAAGUGCGGACAUUCAGAAUGAAAUUAAGAUAGAUCAUCAUACAUAGCGUUAAAUUUAUAAUUUCUUAUGCUCAGGCUGGGGCAUCAUUUGUGUCUUACAGACAGCGCAACAAUUUCAACAUCCCUGUUUGUUAAAUCUUAAGUAAGUGGAACUAUACUCAUGCAUAUGGCAGAGCAGAGGGGUGCAUCGUACAUAUUUAGUUUGUAAUGUGUGAUGUGUCACAAGCUAUGUAAUGAUCUGAAUGUUUUAUGUAACGUUGCAAAUUGAUGAAUUUCUUUGAGCUAGUAGACAAAUUCAGGCUUUGUCCUCAUUAUUUUAGAUGAAGUAAAAUUGUUCUUAUCGUUUGUACGUGUUAAAUCGAAAAAAAAAUGAUAAACGUGAUUAUUUUAAACCAUAUUGUGUUAUUUGAUCUGUGGAAUGUAUGUUCUUUUGUGAGUCUUUAGGGGUAAAUAUGCAGAACCUUGAAUUUCUCACACUCCCUGCAAUUUUGUUUUGAUUUUGUUUUUUGUUUGUUUUUUGUUGUUUUUUUUAAGGGGGGAGAUAUGAAUCGGAAAAGAACAUAGUUUUGGGCUUUACAUUAUUAAGAUUUGAAAUUCGAUUAAAAUAUCUAUCAACUGAUGGUCCCACAGUAAUAACUGUAAUAAAUAUUUGACAAUAGCGUACUAAAUCUCGAGCGCAUUUAGAUAUCAAGUAGUCAAGUAAAAAGAUACUGUUCAAUCCUUGCCAGAAAAGAUAUUCAAACAGGAAUCCUAUUUUGUAAGUAUGUACUUCCCGGCAAAAGUUGUUUGAUGGAUACCCAAUAUUGCCAGAAUGUUCGUUGGAAAUUAUUUGGUUUAACAAUAUUCUGGAAAACUUCCCUAUGACGUCAUAUGACCACAAUCCCGUCCUAUUAUCCUCGAUUGUGACAUACCUAAUGCGACCUAUUACCAUAUUUUAACUUUAUCUUUUAUCUCCGCCUUGGCAUUUUCUCUCUCUUUCUUUAAUUACAUCAAAUUGUGUUAUAUUUGAUUUGGAGUAACCUUUUCAAGUAUUAGAAAUUGUAAAAAUUUUCUUCUUUUAUUUUUUUUCUCAGUGAAAUGCUUUGCCAAUUAAAUCAUGAAACACAUCUCCUUUAUUCUAAUUUUAAAGAUGAAAUAGUUAUGCCCGCUUAUGAUAGAACUUGGGCAUUAAACUUUUCGGUCCGUGUGUCCAUCUAAUCUGUCGUCUGUUCAACUGUCUCACAUCAGGAUGAAGUCUUCCUUUAAGAUAGUUUACUUUGAAGAUGUGGUCAUAUUAUUUUGAAACUUAGUACACAAGUUCAUUAUAUUUUAAAUUAUUGUUUUACCAAGAUUUGUCGGUUCAAUGAACAUGGAAAAGUGCUAGUAUGAGUGGUGCAUGGUGUCCUAUGUCCUAUUGAUUUAUGUGUAGCUUUUUUGUUUUGCCUUAGAUCAAUUAAAAAAAUAUUUGCAAAUCAUAAAGCUUUUUGCAUCAACUGCAAUUUUAUAUCUAAAUGGUAACGUCACAAAUAUUUUAUUAUGAAAACAAAUCAAUAUCUAUGACCGAUUGAUUUAUCUGCACUUAUACAAUUUCUUAUCCACAUACAUUAAAAAUGCUUGAAAUAUCACUAUAAAUGUUGUAUGGAUUACAGAAAAUGCUGUCAAUUUAUGUUUAAAGAAUAAUGGAUAUAUGUUGUCAGUUUGUUAUUAUGUGCAUUGCUUCUUAACAACUUUAUAUUUUUAUCAUAUAUAUUUUUACAUUAAUUAUGUGUGUAACGUUCUUUCUAACGCGUUUUGAAGCUAUGUUAAAUUGUAUAUACUUUGUAUCAAUAUAUUUACAGACUAAAAGACGAAAAGUAUACAAACAACAUUGAUAUGUAUAUCAUAGUGAAGAAUAUUACAAAUUGACAUUUUAAAGACAUAACUAAAAUUGAUAUAUUUGAGAGUUUUUUGUUUUGUUUUAUGUGUGUUUGUUUGUUUGCUUGUUUGUUUGAUUGAUUUCUUUAAAAAAGAAGUUAUUCUGUCUAAAAUCCAGUCAAAUAUGAAGAUAAUGUAUAGUUUACUUUCAUGCAAUUCGAAAAAUUCUCUAUUUAAAAACGACACUCAGUAGAUGUUUCGACUACCCUUUUUUGUUUAUAUAGUUUUAAAAGAAUAAGGUUUGUAUAGGCUAUGUCUCAAUUAAAUCGAUUAUUUAAAGUUUUACCAUUUUGGUCUUACUUGAACGGAAAGUGUUGAAAUCGUUCCCAAUCCGUAAAAUAUAUGUUUCUUUUUGCUUUAAUACAUAACUUGAUAAAAUUACUUUUUCCGUAUUGAAUUUAAUAGAAGAUUUAAAGAUUAAAAUCAACUGCAUUAUCAAUGUUUUUAUUAAUGUGUCUUAUAUAUAUAUAUACUACUGCAUCAAGUGUGAUGCGAUAUUUCUCCUCCAGAGACAGUCAAACGUUAAAUAUGCAAACUCUAAAGAGGGUGAAACGUUUAUUUCUCUUAUAAUUUUAGAGAAUAUUUAAGCAAACUUUAUCUUUCGUUGUCAAUGACUUCCAAACAGAACGUGUUCUUUCUAUGUGGCGUCGUCAGUCAUGGUUGCCUCCUUUGUCCCAUUAUUAAAGCGAAAUAAGAGGAAAACAUUGUUACGUUGUAUAUAAAAAAUAUCAAUGACAGGAGGGUAUAAAAUCGGCUAGGAUUCAGAGAAAUGUGUUUGUUUGUUGUUUGAAAUACACUUUGUUUAAUAAUUUUAUCUUUAAUGGUUUGGUACAAAGGUACUACCUAAAGGGUACUGUCAAAAUGCUGUUGUGUUUUUUAUUCAGUUUCAAAAACCACAAAAACUGAAAAUUUAUCAAUAGACAUGAGACCUAAAAAAAUAGUAGUCAAUUCAAGAUUGAAUAUUCUUUUUUUUUGCCUUUUUCUGACUUUAUGUAAAUUAGAGCUGUUAUCAUUUCGUGAAGAGUUAUAAGUGUUGUAUUAUCUAAGACUCAAUAUGUGCAUUCAAAUUACAUGUGUAUCUAUAUUUUGCAAUAAAGCUUCUUUAAUAUA
This is a messenger RNA of Mytilus californianus (California mussel), 8394 nucleotides long. RefSeq lists its product as uncharacterized. The coding region runs from base 120 to 4367 and encodes 1415 amino acids. Lineage: Eukaryota; Metazoa; Mollusca; Bivalvia; Mytilida; Mytilidae. The record is from RefSeq and is a predicted model, not a curated record. The transcript is spliced from 17 exons.